AUGGAGAAGUUGUCGGCGAGCCUGUCGGAGAUCUGCUGGAGCCCUCUCGCGCUGCCGUUGGACGCGGUGGUCAGCAAGUUUCGUCUGCCCACUCUGGUCCGCCUGGUCCACGGUGAAUGCGUUGAGGGUCUGUCAGAAGAGGAUGUGGUUCUGCUCCACUCUUGUCGUCAGUGGACCACAGUGACAGCUCAUAGCUUAGAAGAAGGGCACUAUGUGAUUGGGCCCAAGAUUGACAUCCCUCUGCAAUACCAAGGGAAAUUCAAAUUGUUGGAUGAAGACAGAGACAUCAGGGAUCCUAUCCAGUAUUUCUCAAGUGUGGAGGAGGUUGCUGGAGUGUUCCCCGACCGAGUAUUUGUCAUGGAAACAAUCACUUUCAGCGUCAAGGUGGUUUCAGGAGAGUUCAGUGAGGACAGUGAGCCAUACAGCUUCACUCUGCAGGCGGGAGAUGAGCUGUCACUCAUGGGAAAGGCCGAGAUCCUAUGUGCCACGCCUACGAAGGAAAAGACAGGACUGAGUGCACUUUUGAAACGCCUGGGAAAGACUCCCCGAAGUAAAACCCCUUGCCUGGUGUGUAUGAACCAUCGCACCAAUCAGAGCGUCAGCUUGCCUUUUGCCUGCCGUGGGCGCUUUUGCACACGUUCGCCACUGGAGCAAGGUAUGCUGGGUGGAGAGCAUACGGUGCGCAGCAUCAUCGAGAGGGUCCGCCUCCCCGUCAAUGUAUCUGUACCGUCCCGCCCGCCACGAAACCCAUAUGACCGCCAUGCGGUAAGAGAAGGCCACCGCUUCAAGCUGCUCAACAUCGUCAGCAAGACAGUGGUACUCUGUAUGGUGCUUCGCAGACAGGAAGUGUCGCCCUCCCACUUCCUACUGCUACGCUGCAUGCCUCGGUUCAACGUGGCCGACGCCUCUGUGCACACAGCAGCCCUGGAAAGCCUGCUUUUGCGAUACUCCUUUGACCCGGAUGCCUACUCUCGAGCUGUGAGGGAAACCCGCCCUGAGUUGGAGUGUAUGACAGAGGAAUGUGUGAGUCCACGACACUCACGUACAUAUGUGACAACACAGGACUCAUUGGCGCCGGCCCUUCAGCAGCUGUCCAUGUGCAGUUAUGGGGGCGGGGUCUCAGAAAACUUAUCACAGCGCUGCAGGGACUCUCUUGGGGUCCAGUUAGGGGAGGGACCAGGUGAGGAGAGGGAGUACGUCACUCCCGAAUGGACCGAGGCUGAAAUGAGGACCACUGAGGAGAUACCCUAUGAGGAACUUUGGACCAACCAGAAUGCAGACGGCCUAGGGAAGGAGCCAAACCUCAUUUCCUUCCAUUCAUCCACCUCAAUGGAUGGCUCCCUGGGUACAGUGGUGACAACAGUGGCUGUUCCGCCGCCCGUGCCACCAAAAUCUGAUGCUGUGCGAGAAGAGUGUCGCUACUUGAUUGCUCCUCCAGUCCCUCCUCGUGGCUCUAAAUUGGGCUCCAUCUCCAGUCCAGCCCCCAGCCCUCCUGUGCCUCCUCGCUUCACCAAGGCUGCCAUCUCUGCCAGACCCAAUCUUUCUUUCUACUCCUCAGGACUGCAGGACAGCUGCUCACUCUCUCCAGACGCUUCCCUCUACUGUUACCCAUGUUCCUGGAGUGAUUGUCCUGCCCCCAAUCCUGAGCCUGUCUCAACCAUCCCCGCGGACAACACAGCCAACCCCCAGACAGCACAAGCCACCUGGGUCGAGCCGUGGGUGGACUCCUUCACUAGUGGCCCUCGGCUGAAACCGCCGCCCCCGCAAAGUCGCUUCGCACCCUUUGGUGCUUUGAACCCUUUCAACCGUCAGUCCCCUUGCCCAUCACCUGAGCUGUCAGACAAUCCAGAAACCUCUAGAGGGGCAGAAGGAGGUGGGAUAACUGAAGGCUCUGCCGCACCCACCGACCCGACCUGGCGUCCCCCCGCUGACUUGUCCGCGCUGUCAUUGGAGGAAGUGUCGGCCUGCCUGCGUUUCAUAGGCCUGUCGGAGGCUGCAGUGUCCAUUUUCCAGAGGGAGCGUAUUGAUGGUAGCCUUUUAGUUCAGUUGACAGAGGACAUCCUGUCACAUGACUUUCACCUGAGCCGACUCCAUGUCACCAAGAUCACACAGUUUAUACAAGGAUGGAGGCCUAAAAUCUAA
Molecule: messenger RNA, 2142 nt
Organism: Nerophis lumbriciformis (worm pipefish)
Lineage: Eukaryota; Metazoa; Chordata; Actinopteri; Syngnathiformes; Syngnathidae
Source: RefSeq, a predicted model, not a curated record